AUGAUGCUCGUUUCUUCAGUCAGUUUUGUCACCAAUGCUACCACGAACAACAGUAAGAAGAGGUUAAGAAGGAGGAAUCGAGGACUCGCGUCUGUGGCCGCCGCCGGGGAAAAAAAUGACAGCAUUUCCACGUCAUCAGAAGAAGAAUUGUUCGAUUUCUUUUCCAUCUUGUCCUCUUCCAUCGAAACAAAGAUACGAAAAGAUUUCAACGAGUUGAUUCGAGAACCGAUACUGAGUGGGAAACCGGAGGAAUUAAGAGAUACCAUACCGGUGGAGAAGUUAGCGGACCAAGAUUCAAAGUUUUUGGAGGUGUAUUUAGAGAACGAAUCAGACGCAGAGAAAAGGAGGAUGGAGGAAGUGAAAGUGCAUUAUAAAGAGCAUUUGCCACCAAUAGGGAGCUUCCCGAGGAAUACUUUACUGAAACCGCAAAGCGCGAUUGUGUUUUUACACGGCGCGAAUGGGUCUACGUUUUCGUUUAGGAGAUUAUUACCGCUGGUGGCGGCUAGAGUAGGCGUACGCAGCAUAUCAAUCGACAGACCACCGUACGGGUUAACUUCGAGGCCGAUGAAAACGGGCGAAUUCGCGUAUUCCAAGCGAGGGCAGGCGAAAUUAAUGGUACAGUUUUUGGAGAAGUUGGAGGUGGAGAAUGUUAUUUUAGUCGGCCACUCUGCGGGCACGAACGUGGCGAUGGAGAUGGCGUUAAAAAUGAACGAGUUAAAGGGGAAGGAAAGUCGGUUGAACGUGGCGGGAAUGAUGUUCAUCUCGCCAGCGGUGUUUGUUCCGAAACCGCCGUCUUUGAACUCCUCGAGUACUACUAAUUCGUCGACGAAAGAGACCAUAUCGCCUUGGUCGAAACAAAGUAACAGCAUGUCUCCAGAACGCCUGGCGAAACUGUUUUGGUUUCGAACGUUGAUUAAUAAUGACGAUUAUGGUUUGAAUUUAGUGCGUUCGUUUACGCGGAGAAACGCGAAUCAAGUGCAAACUGGCGAAGGCUCCUAUGCCGCGUUAUCGACCCAAGCGAGAGAAGCGUAUACCCGUCCGUUAGCCGCAGAAAACUGGGACAAGGCUUUGCUGCAACAAUUUCGCGCCUCGAUAAACGGCGGCGGUGGUUUUGGCGACGACGCGUCGCUCGUGCUCGAAUGCGAAGCGUCUUUGGACGUAAACUUUGUGGACGUUUGCUGCGGUGAAAAAGAUGAAACGACGCCCAUCAACAAAGCCAGAGACUUACACGACACCCUGGAAAUGAUCUCGUUGUCCAGAAAGCAGCAGCAGCAACAACAACAACAACAACAACAACAGCGGUUGUCGAAUACCGAUAGUAAUAAUAAUAGUUCUAGCAUCGAGGCGGCGACGAGCGGUAGAAGUAGUCCUUCUCCCGCCUUUUCGGCUUUCCAAACGUCUUUCCGAGCGCUCGAAAACUCCGCGCACUUGCCCAUGGAAGAAAUCGGAGACAGUCGAGACGCGUUCGAAUCCUACGUCGUUCAAACGUUAGAGAGAAGAGUCGAGGAGAAUUUUGUCAUUCGAGUGUAG
This is a messenger RNA of Bathycoccus prasinos, 1530 nucleotides long. RefSeq lists its product with no specific name. The record is from RefSeq and is a predicted model, not a curated record. Bases 1 to 1530 code for a protein of 509 amino acids. Lineage: Eukaryota; Viridiplantae; Chlorophyta; Mamiellophyceae; Mamiellales; Bathycoccaceae. The transcript has a single exon.